UCCUCGUGUGAUGUGGAUUUUUACGUUUUCCCCUCCUCAACAAUGAUGUAAGUAAGUACAUCUGUGGUCCGUCACGCAUCUAUCAGUACCAAAACCAAAAACACCAUUUAUCUCCCUAUUUACACUACAUUCUCUUCCCGUGGAAGGCUUCCAGCGCUGGAAGGUACCUCAUGCGACUUUAUUUUGAACACACAUAUUAAAAAGCAAAGUAACCUCACAGGAAGUUAUACGAUUUUUUUUUGCUUAUGUUGCAGGCGACUUCGUCUAGUAUAGGCAAUCAAAAAUCACUGUAUCAUGCUCCGCCACACGACACUCCUCCUGCAAGCUCUAUCUAUGGUCGUGAUUAAUACCUUUACCUCCCCUUCUACUGCUCGAGCCGCAGGGAUGAAGCUGUUUCUUUCUCCCGGCGGGAUAAUCGUUCAACAUUUGGUGCAACAGCACGGAACCGGUCUGCUUCUAUUUCCGCAAGAAUUUUUAUGGACCUCCGCUGCAGCACGACUCAGCCGACCAGGCCGCGCGUCGAGCAGCUCAUCUCUUGCGGGUGAUGAUGCUUCUAUCGUCGAAGUGGAUGAAGUUGACGGGCAGGAAGAAGAACAGAAUCGGCAGCCCCGCUUCCGCGGCGCGGAGCGUUUGCCGAAACAAGGAGGUAAGAGUGAAAAACUCACUGCGUCAACGCGAUUGAAGAGAACUACGAGCAGCAACACCAUCGUACAUGGUGCCCCCUCUGAACUACACCUCGAAGAAAAAACUGUCGCUAGUACAACUAGUACCUCUAGAAAUGCUCCUUUUUCAUCGUCCACCGAGGAUCUGCUGCGAAGCUCCAGUUUUGUCGCACUACGAGAAAACUACAAGAACGCAGUAGCAAAAACCCGGAAAAAAGUUGCGGAGAAGAAAAACAAAAGGGAAAAAGAGAAAACGAAAAUGGAGAAUGUCUUCCCCGAUUGUUAUGGAAGCAGUGGACAUGGAGAUCAUGAAGAUCAUGAUGACAAAGAAGAGGAGCCGUUGACGGGUGGAAUGGGGAGCAAGAAGGCUCUGGUUGAUGCCCCGAAGAACAAUAACAAACCCGCAGCAGUGCCGCCGGCCCCGGCGGCGGCAGCGCAAGAAAUUUCGCGCGCAGAUGAAGACGAAAACCGCGACGCAAACGUAUCAAAUGUAAAAAUGUCUGGGUCUGGAAAAGUGGAACUUGUCAUGGUAAAUCAGAAUCAUGCAAAAAUCUGUGUUGCAUGAUGACCAAAAGCUGUCCACUUUCGACCAAGUUGAGAGGCAGUUUCUGAUGCAGGAUAGGCAUGACGGAGACCUCACAGAAUCUGUCAUGCUAGGGUCUGCAUUCCAAACCUCACUGGCCAUUCAAAAUGUGCAUGACAAGUCUUGCAUUCUUCCAGACCCAGACAUUUUUGCAUUUGAUAAAACGCCGAGCCCAGUGAUUUGGGAAGUAGAUCAUACAAAGUGGGUCCAGCAGAUCAUACAAGUCUGCGGUUUCCUCCUGGUACUUACGGAGAUCCUGAAGUUUUUGGGAACAAAUACGGCGCUUCUGCUCCAGACGACGCAGCGGCAGCUCCGGACGAAGAAGUUGAAGUCGAUGUUGGCAAUACUAAAACAAGCACGAGAAAAACAGCUUCAGACGCUGAAAUCGAGGAACAGUGUCCCUGGAUGAGCCAUUCGGGACAGAGUAUCGUAAGGAAAAAUCCCCCCUCCCCAUAUUGAAAACGUAUCCGUCUGAAAAUUUGUGAUGCGCAUUUGUGACCUCAAAUCCUGUCUGUCUUGCAAGAAUGCAUGUCCAAAGAGCGCCCCGCAUUUUGCAGGCCGUUUGUGAUGCUGCUGGGCUUGGAGCAUACACGUUUGUCAUGCUAGGCACCUAUGUCAAAACCUCUCGACUGAGGCUUGGCAUACGCCUGCAGUCCUGUACUGCAAGACAGCUGCGAUUUGUGUACGGAAAUCCAGCGUCAGAAACUUCGUUGCGAUAUGGGGAGGGGGGAUUUUUCAUUUUGAUAUAGAGCCGCUUUCUCCUCUGCAUGGACGACACGCUCCAAUCUGUCGGGCGUCACUUCCGCUACCUAUCAAAUGUAAAAAUGUCUGGGUCUGGAAAUUUGGAACUUGUGAUGCUAACUUUGGACUCUAGAAAACUCUGUAUUGCAUGACCAGCAAGAGGAGUCUAGUUUGUGCUACGCGGGGAGGGCGUUUGUCAUGCGGAGUAGGCAUCAGGAAGCCCGCUCAAAAUCUGUGAUGCGCGGUCGUGCAUUACAGACAUCCUGGGUCAUGCAAAACAUGCAUGACAAAUCUCAGAAUCUUCCAGACCCAGACAUUUUUACAUUUGAUACUACCAUGAUGCCUGCAAUCACCACGGCGGGCGGAAAAAGUGCCCGGAGGACCAGCCGAUUAUGUGCCAGAAAGACAACGACUGCGCCAAUGAGAGGGACCAUUGCUGCAAGCACUCACCGGGGGAGUGUGUAUGAACUGCAAAAGUAUCGUACUCGUAUACAUGCAUCACAAAUUUCCUUAGCAUGAGAGAUGUAAUUUGUGAUGCAGAUUUACCUUAAGCCAAAAAUUUGUAAUGCAUGACCGCAAUACGAGUACGAUACUUUUGCACAGGAUAGUGUGAGUUGAGUCACCACCACGGACCCAUGCAGCACGGGGGGCCGCGGGAAUGCCCCGUGAUGUAUCAAGUGCAAAAAUGUCUGGGUCUGGAAACUUGUGAUGCAAGUCCGUGAGCAAUAUAGUGCUCUGUAAUGCGCCGAUAAGCAUGGCAAGUUUUAUUUUCGUGCUUCUUUGAUGCGUAUGUCGCAUGAGAAACUGCGCUUUUGCAUGACGGACAAGAGGACCUCUUGGGGGCCGCGCAAUACAGAGUGCAGCGUCAUGCCAGACUAGCAUGACAAUCUUCCAGACCCAGACAUUCUUGCAAUUCAUAUGAUGGCGAAGGAAGCAUUUUUGGCGCGACUGCAGGAAAUGAGCGUGCCGCUGACGCACUCGCACCCUGGAAUGAAUCGUUAAUCAACCGGGAGGACGAGGUGAGUAGUUAGAACAAUUUUCAUUGCUUGUGGUCCUCCGGGAGGAAGAGGACGAGAGUACUACUUUUUUCUUCUUGAUUCUUAAGAUGACCCCACUAUUGUUCACGGAACCCAACUGCCUUUAGGACAUUUUUUGAUGACAACCCCUGUCGACGUACUAGUGCCCACUGGUCGAUGUAGUUGUACUACUUUGAUUGUUGUACUAGCUGUCAAUUUUUUUGCCUUAUAGUAACUCUUCUGCUUCAAAAAUUUUCUACCCAUGAAAGUUUUGUUCGCAUCGAGUACGAAAAAAUGUGAACCAAGUUGAAGUUGUGCUUCAAAUCCAACCCGAUUGAUUUCUUUUUGACCUGAAAGAAUUCAAUAU
Molecule: messenger RNA, 3369 nt
Organism: Amoebophrya sp. A120
Lineage: Eukaryota; Dinophyceae; Syndiniales; Amoebophryaceae
Source: the annotation of a GenBank genome assembly